Cimex lectularius (bed bug) is the source of this 1339-nucleotide messenger RNA. RefSeq names its product retinol dehydrogenase 13-like. The transcript is spliced from 6 exons. The coding region runs from base 299 to 1273 and encodes 324 amino acids. The record is from RefSeq and is a predicted model, not a curated record. NCBI's taxonomy places the organism in Eukaryota, Metazoa, Arthropoda, Insecta, Hemiptera, Cimicidae.
AUAAAAUUGUAAAUCUGAAAAACAAAUCUAUCAGUGAAAUUAAUUUUAUUUCUAGCCUUCUUUUAAAAGGGGCAAGUAGAGGGUAGAGCCAAAAGUACAAUUAAAGCUAUGAAAAUUUCAGUGAACCUGUGUAUAAUUGAUUGAACUCUUAAAGAAAAGUUGCCAGUAAUUACAAAAAAAGGAGUGAUUACAGUUCGCCAUUUGUGAAUAAUUCGUUCAAAUUGCCUGUUGUGGGUAGCUUCUUAAGAAUGAAAUAACCACGUCACUUUGUAACGAUCAGUUUUCUUUAAACGUGAGAAUGGGAAACUUUCUAAGUGCAAAAUAUGUCGGCAAGGAAAGGAUUGAUGGAAAAUGCGUGGUAAUAACUGGAGGAAACGAAGGCAUUGGUAAAUAUACAGCACUCAAUUUAUGUAAACAAGGUGGACAUAUAGUAAUAGCUUGUAGAAGUGUACAAAAGGGAAAAGAUGUAGCCAAAUGGAUAGAAGAAAAAUUGCAACACAAAGAAAAACAUGGAGAUGUUAAAAUUGUACAAUUGGAUCUGUCAUCAUUGACAUCUGUUCGAGAAUGCGCUGAUAGUAUACUUGAAACUGAAAAAAGGAUAGAUAUUUUAAUAAAUAAUGCUGGCGUGAUGUUCACACCCCAUAAACUAAGCGAAGAUGGCUAUGAAAUUCAGUUUGCUACAAACCACUUAGGCCAUUUUCUGUUCACAUUGUUGCUUUUGCCAAGGAUACUUGCAUCAAGGCCAGCUAGGAUAAUUAAUCUUUCAUCUGUAGCUCAUUACUAUUGUAAAUCUAUGGAGUAUGAAGAUCUUAAUAUGGUUGAUGAUUAUUCUCCAUUUAGAGCCUAUACAAGAUCAAAAGCUGCAAAUGUUCUUUUCACUACAGAGUUAGCCAACAGAUUAAAGGGACGCGGUGUCAACGUAUACGCAGUCCAUCCAGGGAUAGUGCAGACUCGUCUUUGGAAACAUUCAAGUGAUACAAUUUGCCCUGGAGUGACAUUCAUAAUGGAUAAUCUUGGGUUUCUUUUUGGGAAAACUCCUGCCCAAGGAGCGCAGACUACACUUUAUUGCGCCUUAAGUGAAGAAGUAGAUUCUGAAUCCGGAUUUUACUAUGAUAACUGUAGAAAGAAGGCGCCGUCGGAGUUUGUCCUCAACCGAGAUGAAGCUGAAUUACUUUUUGUAAAAAGUUCUGAAUACGUCAAUCUUUCUUCAGAUCCAUAUGAUCCAUUCACACCUGACAGUUUUCAGGAGCAAAUGAAUCGAAUAGAAGAAUAAUCAAUUAUAAAUUCAAAGACCUAUAAUGUACAAAAAAAUAAAUCAAAACUUCAUUGAAAUCCUAUA